UCCGCUUUGUUGAUAAACAAUUUGUUCAUGUAAACAAAAUUAUUAAUUAUCGUAAAUAGUAAUUUCGAUAUGAUGGAAGUGGAGGAGAGUACGGCAAACGCAUAUGAAAAUUUUAUUAAUCUUGAAACCCGUUCUGAUCUGGUAGAACCUCAGUUGGAGGAAUCUUUAAAAAUAAAUAAUUUAAAUUUUGAUACUUUGAACUGGCACAAGGAACAAGAUAUCAGUGCAUCCCAGGCGAAGCUGUCGGAUUUAAAGUUCUUAGAUAGCCGUACAAACAAGUUGUACAAUGGGUCGAGAAGAGAGCCUGAAGUGCUCACUGACUUGAACUGUAGAGACGGUUUGCCGCUUGUCAGAAAAGACAUAGAGAUUUCAAAGAAUGUUGACCAAGAAAACCCCGAUGCGCCGUUCAAAUGUGCAUCAUGCAAUAAAGUUUUCACAUCCAAAAUCAGCAUAAGAUUGCACAUGUUAAAAAGGCACAGGGUGAAAAACCUGUACACUUGCGAACUCUGUGGAAUAAGGCUUGAUACGUCUCCAGAGCUUUGUAACCACAUCAACUCCGAACACAAAUCAAUAGACGACCGUUAUUACUGUAGAAAAUGUGAUUACAACACAACUAACUAUGCAGAAAUAUCUUCUCACACGCAUGAAAACCAUACUUGUAAAGACUGUGGAAGGAGUUUCAAAACUGUAGAUAAAUUUGAGAAUCACAAGUUGUCACACUCGAAAGAAAAGAAGCUGGAGAAAAACUUCACCUGUGAUACGUGCGGAAAGAGAUUUGCCUUCGGCUGCCUCCUCAGGGACCACAUCAAUCUUCACACGGGCGCUAAACCUUAUCUCUGCCAAAUAUGCGGCAGAUCGUUCUCGCAGAAGGCUUCUUUAAAGCAGCACACCAGGACUCACAACGCAAUCAGACCGCACAAGUGCACCGAAUGUGACCAGGGUUUCUAUGGAAAAGGAGACCUUAAAAAACACUUGAGGAAGCACACAGGAGAAAGACCUUAUGUGUGCGAAAUGUGCGGUGAAGGGUUUUCUCAGAGCUCUCAUCUCGGCUUUCACAAAAGGACUCACACGGGGGAAAGGCCGUAUCCUUGUGACGUUUGUGGACGAGGGUUUACAAAGAAAGGAGACGUCAUAAGACACAAAAGAAUUCACACAGGAGAGCUGCCUUAUUUUUGCUUAGUAUGUGGCAAAGCGUUCAGGCAAAAUACACAAUGUGCCAACCAUAUUAAAAACCACCACCCGCAUUCACAAGUGUCAGUCGCUCCAAAUCCUAAUCCUAUCAUCCCUCCAUCUACAUUCCAACCUUCCUAACUAGAUUAUUUAAAAUAAAUAGAAAUUAAGAUAAGUGGGCCUUAUGACAAUCUGUCAAAUUCAUUCAAUUCGAGGUGAUUAAGAUUUGCUCAAAUAUGUUAAAAUAUUUUUAAAAAUUCAAAGUUUUAAAAAGUAGGUAUUAAGUAAAUGUCAAUUAUUUUAAUAUGGUUGCAUUUUAAUUAUAGAAUAUGAUUGUUGACUGAAUUUGUAAGGUUUUGUAAUAUUAAUUUUUUUAAAAUUAACUUUA
Messenger RNA from Cimex lectularius (bed bug), 1558 nucleotides. RefSeq names its product zinc finger protein 664-like. Gene Ontology annotation, cellular component: nucleus. NCBI's taxonomy places the organism in Eukaryota, Metazoa, Arthropoda, Insecta, Hemiptera, Cimicidae. Gene Ontology annotation, biological process: regulation of transcription by RNA polymerase II. Bases 70 to 1311 code for a protein of 413 amino acids. The record is from RefSeq and is a predicted model, not a curated record. Gene Ontology annotation, molecular function: RNA polymerase II cis-regulatory region sequence-specific DNA binding; DNA-binding transcription activator activity, RNA polymerase II-specific. The transcript has 2 exons.